This is a messenger RNA of Penaeus chinensis, 6905 nucleotides long. RefSeq names its product adventurous-gliding motility protein Z-like. The coding region runs from base 945 to 6410 and encodes 1821 amino acids. The transcript has 39 exons. Lineage: Eukaryota; Metazoa; Arthropoda; Malacostraca; Decapoda; Penaeidae. The record is from RefSeq and is a predicted model, not a curated record.
UAAUUUGGCAGAUGUAGCGCUAAAGGGGUCAGUAAGGUUGUCAUCCCUAUGAGUAGCUCUGAUGAGAUACUUUACUCAUUUCCGCAAAGGGGGAUUCACUCGCCUUUCGCCUGAAUAUUUAUGCGCGAAAAGUAUGAUUAGGGCGGCGAAUAUGCCGUUUGUCGGGCACGAAAGGGCGUGAAGUAGGAUACGUAAGUGGUAUAUAUAGAGGUGUUUGGGAACAGUCUCCCUUCGCGACCGGAAGUGGCUUUCCUGUACGAUCGGACGAUGAGACGCAUGACAGUGCCAUCCUCCUUAUGCCCCCGUCCCCCUACCCUCGCCCCCUUGGGUAGUGAGGUCGGUGGCAUAUCGAUGACUUGCAUCCAAGAGCAUAAGUCAGGUCACUUGAAAUUAGAGAAGAGGAAUAGAAUAUGAAAAGGUGGGGCAGAGAAUAUUUGUAAGGAAGGAGAAAAAAUGCAAUCGCCGGCAACUCGCGUGAGAACCCGGCCGGGCCGCGAAGAAACGUGAAAAAUGCGGGCGAAGUUGGUUGUCAGUCGAGCGUGUGCUUAGUUGCGACACGGACCGUGUGAGGGACGUGACGCCGAGUUCUGUCGCUCCUUUGUUUUUAGUAACGGUUGGUGUGAGCUAAGAAGAGAAAAUUAUUUAAGUGUAUUGUAAAGGAAAAAUACCGUUGCGUAUGUUUGUACGUGCGAAUUCUGUGUAGUUUUUGUGAUUUAUUUUGUUUGUAUACUUCGUUGGACGAAGGAGGAGGGGCAAGAGGCGUUAGAAGAAACACUUGGGACUUCGAAUGUCUUUUUGACCUUCGCGUAACGAACAAAGUGUGCGUGCUGGAGGCCUGGGUGCGCGACCUGGGCGAGCAGAACGCGGUGCUGGUGGCCACGGUCGAGGAGCUGGAGCGCGAGGCCGGCGAGCGAGUGGCGCUGCUCGAGGACCGCCUCACGAAGAUGGCCACCACCACGAGGGAUUCGUGCCUGUCGCUGAGGGAUCACCAGAUUCAGGUGUCCUCGUUGGUGGCAGACAAGAUGGGAUUAGAGAAAGAAGCACAUGAACUUGGGGAAAAAGUGGUGGGACUUGAAAGGAAAACUUUAGGCCUCAAAGAGGAGAAUAAUAAUCUACAGAAUGACCUCAACAAUCUCGUGCAGGUGAUUACACGUGCAAGACUUACAGGUCAGUGGGAGGCAGACAACCUGACUUUCUCAUGUGUCACACCAGAGCAAGUGUUUGGCCCUGUCUUAUCUUCAUCCAGGAGGUCAUCUCAGUCACUGAAGGAGAGCCAACAUGACUACAUACAACACAUGCUGGAAGAGCACCUGAGGAAAGACAGCUCCUCCUUGAGAAGCUCACUCUCAAACCUUCAGGAUGGAGAUAGCAGCAUGUAUGGAGGCCGAGGGUCUGAGAAAGAAUUGGUAAUCAUGAAACUGCGGUCUGACCUGCGGAGCCUGCAGUCUGCCCAAGAUGAAACCAACCAACAGCUUCUUGAGAGAGAUAAACAGAUAGCAGACUUACAGAUGCAGCUGACAGAGCUCCACCAUGAACUUGCAUUGUCUCAGGCUGAAGUAAACAGCGUCAACCACACUCUGCAGGAGGUUCGUCACCGUAGCAGGCACGAAACUGUUGAAAUUACUCGGAAGGAAGAAGUCGUUCGUCAGUUGUUAUCAAAGCAGACCAAAAAAGAUUCGGUUAGAGGUUCAUAUACGUCCCUUUGUGAUCUUGAUUCAGUUAUUACAGGAGAUAACAAUGUGGAAUCGCAGCUGAGUGAAAACAUAGAUAUAUUGGCUGGACGCCUGGCAGAGUUGGAGGAAGAGUGCACCCAGCUGCGGGAGGCACACGCUGCCCUGAAGGACACACAUGCCCUCUGUGCCCCAACCAUUUCCAUGCUUCAAGAUCAGCUCGCCAGGUCACAUCAGAACCAAGUGGAGCUGCGCACAGUACUAACAGCUGAAGUGGCUGAGAGACACGACCAACUAGUGGCCCUUAGAGACAAGCUGAAAGAGGAAGAGCAGAAGCACCAUGAGACAAAGAUGCAGCUCCAACUCAAGACUGAGGUGGUCAAAGACCUGCGGAAGGAAGUACGAGAUUGUAAGGAGAGGCCUUUAGCUAUUAUUGGAAAGAGUGAUAUAAUUCAUCUGGAAGCUGCUGUACAAACUUCAGCUAAGGAAAUUAAAGUUGCUGAGACACAGACAGCAGAGGAGGUGAAUCAUAUGGAAAAGGGCACAAGAGAGGGACCUUCAGUGAAUGGUUUUUGCUCACAAUCGUCCCAAGUGUCAAAACUGGAGAACGAGUUGGCAGAGAAAAGUGUCCUCCUACGUGAGCUUCAAAGUCACCUGGCAUCGUCGCGUCAGGAGCUCCACCUCAAGGAUGAGACACUCUCCAAGCUGGAAAAGAAGUUGGAUUCUGUACGUCGAGAAGGUGGACAAAAUGGAGAGAGGAUGCAGUAUCUCACAGGUCAGCUGACAAGUCUCCAGUUGGAAGUUGGGAGAACUCAUGGCCAGGCUGAACACCUUCGCAGACAGGUGGAGAAGAAAUCGGAGCUGAUUCAGAAGAUGGAGGCAGAGAACACAUCACUGUCCCAGCAACUGAAUGACAAAUCUCUAACAUUAGAAAGGUUCCAGUCAGAGGUUCUUAAAAUGUCUACUGAGCUUGAGAAAAAGAAGAAGGAGAUUGGAGAGCAGCGUCUGACCAUCAGCACACUUCAGGAGGCACUUGUGACCAGCAAGAGGACUUGUGAUGACUUACGUUCCCGGUUGGACAAUGAUGUGUCGGUGCGUGACGGCGAAGCAGACAGACUCCAGAGGGAUCUGAAGGAGGCGCAGACUCUCCACCACCACACCUUCACGCAGCUGGUCGAGGCAGGUGCCCGGGCCGAGGUCCUGCAGGAGGAAAACCGAGUCCUCAGUCGCCGAGUGACGUCGCUGCUGGAGGAUGCGGCCGCGUGGCGAGGCAGGGCCGAGGAGGGCUCGAAGGACCUCAACCAGGCACAGAAAGAGUGCGAGCGCGUGAAGGGAGAGCGUGAUCAGCUUCAGCGCCAGCUUCAGGAAGGCGAUAGACGUCGCCAGGAACUCCUUAGUUCUCUCCAGUUGCUUCAGGGUCAGCUGCAGACGCUGGAGGAGGAGGUCACGGUGGCGACAGAGAGCAGGACGGAGGCGGAGCGGCGAGCGGCGGAAACCCAGCGUGACAACCUCGCUCUCCACGAUCGACUGGCAGCGCAGGAGACAAGCGGCAGCGUUGAGAGACUAGGCCGCCAGCUGGAGGACACUGUGGCCGCCCUCACCAGCGCCCGUCAGGAGGCAGCGGCGAGGGCGGAGCAGGUCAGGAGGAGUCGUCAGGAGGUGGAGCAGCUGAGCGAGACCCUCAGUUACGAGAAGCAGCUGAACGCCUCUUUGCAUGAUCAGGUGGAAGGGCUGGUGAAGGAAGCAGGUGCCCUUGACGUGAAGUUAGCCGACCAUCAGCAGGAUAUCAGGAGAUUAAACCGAGAGUUGCACCAGAAAGAGAGGCAGAUGGCGUCGCUGCAGACCCAGUUGGACGGCGCGAGGAGCCAGCUCGCGUCGAUGGAGGAGCUGCUCGAGAAGAAGGCCGGGGAAAAUCAGCUUCUACAGGAGACUCGCGCACAACUCAACGCGGCCAGGAGGGAGGCUGCCAGAGCGGAGGAGCAGGCCUCGAGCAGCAAGAAGGAACUCCAAGACGCCAGGGAGAAGAUCUCGCGCUUGGAACGGCACGCGAGGGAGACGGAGGAGGACCGCGAGAAGGAGGUGGCGACUCUGGCGGAGCGUCUGACGUCAGCGCACGAGGACAGCGUGAGGCGCCUCGAGGACACGCUGCUCACUUACACGCGCGUGCAGGCUCAUGACGAACUGCAGGUGGAGAGUCUGGAGGAGGCGCUGGCGGAGGUGGGAGGGCGCCUGGGCCAGUGCGAAGUGCAGCUGCGAGAGAGCGAGCGAGAGAGGGACGGCCUGGCGAGGUCCCUGCAGCACGAGAUCACGAGGCGGGAGACGGAGGGCCAGGAGCACCACGCGCAGGUGGCUCGCCUCACGCAGGAGACCGCGCUUCUGAGGGCGCGCCUCGAGAGCGUAAAGGAAGAGACCCUGACGUGGCAGAGGCAAUGCGAGGACCUUGAGGAGCGUCAGGGCCUGGCUACGGACCCCUUAGCCUCCAGGGACCAACUUGCUUCCACCCUCCACCAGAUGGACAACCUCCGGGCAGCCCUGAGCGCGGCGAGGGCGGAGGCGAGGGCGGCGGAGGAGGAGAAGAGCUUGGCGCACGAACAGGUGCUCAGUCUCAUCCGGGAGUGUAACCGCCUCGAGGAAAAGAUCGAGGGGAUGACUAAGCAGAAGAUCAGACUGGAGGAGGAACAGUCAAGCCUCAAGAAGGAGCUGGAGAUCUCAAGGAGCACCCCCGUUCCGACGAAGGACCCUGAGAAGGAGAGGGAGGAGAGUCUUCUGAAGGAGGAGGUCGCAAUGCUGAAGGAGCAGCUGGAAGCGACGAAGAAGCAGCUGAAAGAAGCGACUGAGGCAGACGGGAGCAUCCAGCUGGGACAGAUGGAGAGCCAGCUGGGCGAACAGCAACUACGAGCGGAGUUGGCCACGGCAAGGCGAGAUGUCGGGGAACUACGGCGCCUUCUGCUGGAGCGGGAGAGCGAGGCGAGAUUCAACAUGCUCAAGGUCACCACGCUCCAGAGGACGCUGCAGGACCGACAGCACGAGGUAUCUGGUCUCGAGGAGAAGCUGCAGGAGGCACACGCUGACGCCCACAAGUACGAGGUGGAGGCCGAGGAACUGCGGGCGCGGGCGGUGUCGCUGACCACCCAAAUCGCCCACGCGCCGGGCCGAGACGCCGCCCACGCACGCCCGCACUCGCAAGAAGUUGAGGCCCUCGAGGAUGACGUAUCGAGGUUGAAGGGAGAGCUGGCAGCCAAGGUAGAGGAACUGAAACAGGCUGGAGAAAGAGCUGAGAGGGAGGAAGCCAAGAUGAAGGAUAUCCAACAGGACGUGUGUAGGCUGACUCGGGCCCGGGACGAUGCGCUGAGGAAGAUGGUGUCGCUGGAGGCCUCCCUGGGCGAGAGCGAGGCGGUGGUGGAGGCGGCGCGCGUGGUGGAGCGCGUGUGGGGCUCGCAGCUGCAGGCCAUCGAGGAGGAGGUGUCGCGUCUGGCCUGCGAGAACGACCAGCUCAAGGAGUGCAACGCCGACCUGCACCGCCAGUCUUCGGAGGCGCAGCAGGAGGGCGAGCAGCUGAGGGCGUCGCUGAGGUCGAGGGAGAGCCAGCUGCAGGAGCUGCAGCAGGCGAGGGAUUUGCUGGCUAAUGACGCGCAGGUGGUUGUGGCGGCGGUGAAGCAGUGGCUGCACGAACAGAAGACGACCAACCUCAAAAUGGCGGGAAAACUCCACCAGACCAACAAGCAGGUGCUUCUGCUCAACACCGAGAAGCAAUUUUUGGCCGAGAGGAACACUUCGCUCCAGAGGCUCAAUCACGACCUCACGCUCCAGCUUCACGACCUCCGCGCCCGCUCCGGCCUCGUGCUCGCUCCCUCGCCCUCCGAGAGACCAGGUAAGGUGGGCGGCGUGCUCGUGGGCGGCCUGAGUUCCCCGCGAGUGAUCUCUCCCGUCGUGGGCGUGACGUCACCGCGGCUUCCUUCGGCCACGCCCUCUUUCGACAGCGUCCUGGGAUUUGGUAACCACGCGGACUGCAAGCCUGAGGAUGGCCUGAGUACGUGCUCCUCGGGCAGCAGCAGCAGCAGCGGGUGCCAUGUGCCCGGCCCAGACAUACCCGGCGCCUUCCACCUCGAUCGACUGGCAUCGCUCGCCGACUCUCUCCUUGUUACGUCUAGGAACAUCAGCAGGUCAUCGGGAUUCGAGUCCGGGUCAGGUCACGGCAAGGUCACCUCCGCCACGUCUCUUACUGACCUCGUGACCCUUGCGAGUCCAAGCCACGCAAGGUCGAGCCUCCACCACGGCAAGAAGUUCUCGUGCUCCACAGGGAAUCUCUCCAGCCUCUGCCCCGGGCCCGCCGCCACCUCGCCCACCUCGAAAUACGCGCCCUACAGAGUGAGCGACAUCAGCGCCCUCCUGGCUUCCCCGGGGCCCAAGGCCAAGAUGGCGGGGCGCGGCGCGGAGGUCAUCCUUGGGACGCCGGUCCGAGAGAGAAGGUCCUCGCAGCAAUUGUUCCUCACGGACAGCAUCGAGGAGACCGAAGAGGAGACCUACUCGGUCCAGGACCUCGACGUGUCAGACUUCGCUAAGGAAUCCAGUUCGACGCCCUCCUGCAAAGCCCCUGAGCCCCCGAGUGGGUCCCAGGCCACCCAGACCUCCAUCCACGUCUCCGCCUGCACCCAGACCAGCAGCGAGUCCACGCAGGUCCAGACCUUGCAAGUCUUCCCAGGGGCGGCGACGAUGGACCAGAGGGAGUCCUCGGUGUGAAGAGGGCGGUCGGGAGUUUUAGGGAAAAGUUGAAUUCUGUCUUGGCAAAGGCAGGGUUCUGGCUGUGAGAAACACACACACACCUCUACACCUACACAACUCAAAGACUGUACGAUAUAUAAUAUGAAAUGAAUGCGGAAGAAUGCACUGUAUCGCAGAUUACCAGAAAUGCAAAGUUGUGAAGCAAUGACGGAGUUCUGAAUUCGACGUUGCUCUGUGAAAUGACAGACGAUGAGGUUGAAGCCGAGACAGAGGCAAGGUCGGCCAUGAUCGACGAGCCACAGGGCUGUUUAGUACUUAACCGUCUAGAGUGAUUGUCAGCUGUUUCUGAAAGUAGCGAGGUAUCACAUACGCACCUUUACACGCAGAUACUCGGAUCCAGAUUCUCUUUCUCUGUCUGUGUCUGUCUCAGGCUCAGUCUGUCUAUAUCACUGUCUCUGUCUGUCUGUCUCUCUCUCUCUCUCUCUCUCUCUCUCUCUCUCUCUCUCUCUCUCU